ACCAUGGCACCAAUUCAACAGUGUUCUUAGAGGCAGCCACACCUCAGCAAGGUCUUUCUAACUUGGGACGCUAAGUUCAAAUGAACUGAUAUAGAUACAAACUGCAAAAGAAUCCUGAACUGAGAUAGGAGUGGAUCUUGACAGCACAAUUGCCCUCCAAAGCUACUUGAAACAGGGCAUGAGACCGGACAGAGAAAAGAAGGAAAUGGACCAUCUCCUGUAACACCUGGAAUGUGAUCCAAGCCUGGAGACAAAAUGCUGGUUUGCAGUUAGAAGAUAAUAAAACCAGCAAUGGAACCCUUAUAUGAGGAAUACCUAGCCAAUCGUGGAACAAUAGUAAAACCGUAUUACUGGCAAAGCUUCUCUCUAGACUGCUCUAAUUGUCCUUAUCACAUACGAACAGGUGAAGAAGCAAGAGUUCCCAGUUCAGAAUUCUAUCAGAUUUUUGGAUUCCCUUAUGGGCCAACAUACCCUCAAACAAAACACCUCACAUUUUAUGAGCUAAAGACAUCUUCUGGUAGUCUGGUGCAAAAGGGACACGCUAGCAGUUGCUCUGGGAAUCAGAUCCACCCAGAAUCCAUGCUCUUUGAGAUGAAUGGUUAUCUUGAUUUGGCCGUAUACAAUAACGGUGGCAUCAGACAUAUCGUUCUGUACUCCAACCACUCCCCCUGUAAUGAAGCGCACCACUGCUGCAUCAGCAAAAUGUACAAUUUCCUGAUUACGCACCCAGACAUCACGCUUAGUAUUUACUUUUCUCAGCUCUAUCAUACCGAGAGUGAAUUUCCCACCUCAGCGUGGAACCGUGAAGCUCUCAGGAGCCUGGCCAGCUUCUGGCCACGGGUCACAUUGAGUCCAAUAAGUGGUGGGAUUUGGCAUUCUCUCCUCAACAAUUUUGUUAGUGGUGUAUCAGGAUCAACUGUUUUCCAGCCCAUUCUAACUGGGAGAGCACUGGCCGACCGGCACAAUGCCUACGAAAUCAACGCCAUAACAGGGGUGAAACCGUACUUCACUGAUGUUCUUCCCCAGACUAAACAGCAUCAGAGCACAAAAGCUCAGACAGCUUUAGAGAACGGCCACUUAAACAAUGUCUUUCCUAUACAGUCUUUUCAAGGGACGAGUGGACAACUGCAACCCAGCCUGACUCCAGACUUCAGGGUUCCUAUUGUUUUUGUACUAGUGCCUUUCAGGGACCUACCGCCGCUUCAUGUGAGUCAAAAUCCACACAAACCAAGGAACGUCGUAAGGCACUUAAACAUGCCUCAAAUGUCAUUCCAAGAAACCAGGGACCUUGGUAAGCCUUCCAUUGGAAAGCCAAUGGAGAUGGUGGAAAUCACAGAGCGACUAGCAAAUAGCAAAGAAGCAGAUGAAAAGAAGAAGAAAGGGAAAAAAUAAAAUCUACAUUCCUACAGCAUGAAACCAAUAACAAGAGGACUUAUCAGAUAGGCAAUGAAAAGGUCUGAUUCUUAGGUCUGAUCCAAGAUGGAGACAAACAGACGCACUAAAAGCAAAAACCUGAAUUAUUUACCCUAUCCACUAUUAUAAAGCUACAUUAUUUUUAACAUCCAAAUGUUCCCAGAAGCAACUUGAUCUCUUGCCUUUAUUUGGAAAGUGACAGUAUCAAAUGGAGCCAUUAGUACCUUGCUAAUGUUUUGGUGAAGAAAAGGAAUGUUAUUAUUACGGUCUGCCCACACCAUCUUUCCACUAAAAAGCCCAAGGACUAAAUAGCUUCCUAAAUUGGUUUCAGUAUAGAAAUUGACUGUAAAAUUGGAAAAGAGCCCGAAGUUACUGACAUUAAGAGCUGUUUGCAAGAGCAAACCAGUGAUUUUCCAUUAUUUGUUAAUCGUGGACAGAAGAUUUUAGGCAGCCCAUUUUUUUCUAAAGUGAUUCAAAAUAGUUUUGUGUGGGAAAAAGCUCUUCUGCUUAUUGAUUACAUAUAGCUAUGAAAUUGAUUUUUGAAACGAGCCACCUGCUCUGUUUGAUCUUUCCCAGCUCAGAGCGCUCCCUAUUGAGCAGAUGACAGAGACGGAAUGAUACAGGAAGGCUCCCUCCACCACAGGCCAUCUAAAAUCCAGGUCACUCUUACUGGCUUUCAAAGCUCCUCUUUCACCUUCUUGACUUGUCUUAUCUGCAAAACUGUAGGUUUCUGUAGGUAAAGCCCUGUCUCUCUCCCCUCUUUUGCUUUUCUCCUUAUUAGCUCAGCCAUUUAGCCCAGUAACCAACCACAGUGAGACUACAUCUCAGUACUUUCACCAAUCACUCGUCCCCAACACCCCUUCUCCACUCCAGCCAAGUACUUACUUAACCAUCCUGCAAUAGACAUCUUUCUCCUGGUUAGCAUCUAUCCUCCCCUUCCUCUGCUAUAGCUCCCCAAAGCAAAAUUUGUUUACUCCCCUUUCUUCUGACUUCCUCUUCACCAGUGCAUAUCUGCACCUUCUUUUAAAAUGGUGUUCAAAACACACUCAAAGGAAAUGCCCCUCUACUGAGCACUUAAGUGAAAGUGAAAGCACUUUGCUUAUGGUUACUUAAUUCAUAUUUGCUGCCCCAUUCCCUGUUGGAAAUAGUAAUAUGUAUAUGUAAAGCGAAAUGUGCAUUUAUUUGUAACUUGCAACUAAAUGUUUUCUUAACAUAUAUAAAAAGUAAUGCUAAGCUACUAAGAUAGUGCACCAUUACAAACGCACUCGAUGAAGAUCAGGAGGAAGAGAAGAAAGUGCUUUAGGAACA
Molecule: messenger RNA, 2721 nt
Organism: Tupaia belangeri chinensis (Chinese tree shrew)
Lineage: Eukaryota; Metazoa; Chordata; Mammalia; Scandentia; Tupaiidae
Gene: APOBEC4
Product: apolipoprotein B mRNA editing enzyme catalytic polypeptide like 4
Exons: 2
Coding region: 292-1392 (366 amino acids)
Source: RefSeq, a predicted model, not a curated record